Miscanthus lutarioriparius is the source of this 1254-nucleotide messenger RNA. The record is from the annotation of a GenBank genome assembly. Lineage: Eukaryota; Viridiplantae; Streptophyta; Magnoliopsida; Poales; Poaceae.
AUGGAUCGGCGCAGUGGGAGCAAGCGCAAGGAGGCUAGGACUGCCGCUGGCUCUAGCUCCAGCGGCGGCGACCGCAUCACGGCGCUGCCGCUCGAGCUCCGCGCGCAGAUCGCCUCCCUGCUCUCGUUCGACGAGACCGUGCAGCUGACGGUGCUGUCCCGGGCGUGGCGCCACAUCCACCUCCACACGCCCGUCGUCAAGAUCUACCUCCACGCGUUCCUCUCCUUCCGGGACAUCUACUUCGACGAGGCGCAGUCCGUCCGCGGCCUUCUGGACGAGGACUCGAUCCUGGCCGUCCGCGUCGCGCUCGGCCGCCGCGCGCUCGAGGCGUCCUCGUCCAAGGUUGACACCCUCAGGCUCGUCUCCGACAUCGACGACCGCCGCAUGAGGCGCCACGCCCCCCGCAUCGUCGCGCUCGCCGACGCGCGCGUGAUCCGCUUCCUGUCACCCUUCGCCGCCAGCGAUGCCGACGCGCGGAACGCGUGGUCGCUCGACCUGCCCCCCGCGGCGCGCGAGCUGGAAGUCAUCACGAGGAGCCACCUCGCGCCCGCCAUCGCCGGGCCAGGCGCCGCCUCCCUGCGGAAGCUCCGCCUCGACUACGCGGUGCUCAGCGAGUGGCCGCGCCUCCCGUCCCUGGUCUCCCUGGACCUCAACAGCGUCACCGUGGAAGCCCCGUUCGCGCCGGGCGCUUGGUGUCCGCUUCUCGACGAGCUGGACCUGUUCUGCUGCAAGAUCAGACAAGCCCGCGUCGACAUCCGCCUGCCGCGGCUCAGGUUCCUUGACAUGGACUCUGUCGACGUCGCACCGCACCGUCGAGACACCGAGGCGCCGUACGGAGUCAUCACCAUCGACGCCCCGGAGCUGAUACAGUUCGAAAUUGACUGUGCGGCUGGAGGCACCACGGACUACAAGUCAUUCACGCUGCGGGCGCCGAGGCUGCGCCUCUUGGGCUGGCGCAACCAGUACUCUGAGCGCAUGGUCAUUGACGUCGGCAGGCCGGGCAGCGUCAAGUUCGGGGGAAUCACGUUGAAGUCGAUCUACUCACGCGGCAUGAUGUAUUACAGGGAGCAGAUGAUGCGAAUGCUGCAGGGGCUACUCCCCAACAUCCUACCGGAAAACCUCGACGACGUUGCAAAGCCUUAUUUGACGCUGGGAGACUGGUCUGACAGCGAUGACGACGACGAACCCAAGCACGAGAAUGAGAAGCAGCUCACCUGUGACCUCAAAGGCCUCGUCAUGUCUCAUGGUAUGUGA